AUGUUAACGCAGGUCAUCGUAACUCCCGUCAUCACGUACACCCAGCCACUGGGCUUGUUCAUUGAUGGUCAGUGGGUGGAGGGUGUCCAACGGAAAAGAUUCGAGACAGUCAAUCCCACAAACGAGCAGCCAAUCGUAGCCGUUCACGAAGCCGGCCCGGAAGACGUUGACCUCGCCGUCAAGGCAGCGCGCAAAGCCUUCACUGAUGUCUGGUCAAGAACAUCUCCUACAGCUCGAGGCAAGCUCCUUGUGAGGCUGGCAGAUCUCUUCGAAGAACACUCCGAUAUCCUGGCAGCAAUCGAAUCCCUGGACAAUGGAAAAGCGCUAUCCCUGUCCAAGGUCGACAUCCAAAUAGCGGCCGAGACUUUGAGAUACUAUGGCGGCUGGGCCGACAAGAUCAAUGGCAAAACCAUUGAUACCGACAUUGACCACUUUACCUACACGAGGCAUGAGCCUAUUGGCGUUUGCGGUCAGAUUAUCCCGUGGAACUUCCCACUCGUUUCUCUUAGUAUGAAAAUUGGCCCAGCCCUUGCGUGCGGGAACACUGUUGUCUUGAAGACUGCAGAGCAAACCCCUCUGUCUGGAUUAUACGCAGCAACCCUGAUGCAAAAGGCAGGUAUUCCCGCUGGUGUGAUCAACAUUCUAUCUGGUUUCGGCAGCACUGCGGGUGCAGCCAUUGCGGCUCAUGCAGACGUUGACAAAAUCGCCUUUACUGGCUCGACUGCUGUUGGCCGAAGCAUAUUACAAGCCGCAGCUGCAUCUAAUAUAAAGAAGCUGACGCUGGAACUUGGUGGCAAGUCGGCCAAUAUUGUUUUCGACGACGCUGAUGUUGAAGAAGCAGUUACAUGGGCUCAUUUGGGAAUCUUUUGGAACCACGGGCAAGUGUGCUGUGCUGGAUCGAGGAUUUACGUCCAAUCAGGAAUAUAUGACAACUUCGUCAGAUUGUUCAAGGAGCGAGCAUCUGCAGCCGUCAUCGGUGAUCCAUUCGACCAGGACACUUUUCAAGGUCCUCAAAUCAGCAAAGUACAGUUUGACCGUAUCAUGGGCUACAUUCAAUCCGGCAAAGACGACGGCGCCAAAAUUGAGAUUGGUGGUGAGCGCCACAGUACCAAGGGCUACUUUAUUCAACCCACGAUUUUCUCAAACGUCAGUCGGGACAUGAGGAUUAUGCGAGAGGAGAUAUUUGGCCCCGUCUGUGUCAUUUGCAAGUUCCACACCGAACGCGAGGCGAUUGAACUGGCCAAUGACUCCAACUACGGGCUCGCUGCCGCAAUACAUACUUCCGACAUAAAUACGACAAUUCGCGUCUCCAACGAGCUGAAGGCUGGAACAGUGUGGGUAAACACGUAUAAUUCAUUGAGUUACCAAGUCCCGUUUGGUGGGUUCAAAGAAUCUGGUAUAGGACAAGAAAUGGGCGAGUAUGCUCUCAGCGACUACACUCAGGUCAAGUCGGUCCGCAUAAAGUUGAAGAGUAAUUUGUGA
This is a messenger RNA of Trichoderma citrinoviride, 1482 nucleotides long. RefSeq names its product aldehyde dehydrogenase. The transcript is spliced from 2 exons. The coding region runs from base 1 to 1482 and encodes 493 amino acids. NCBI's taxonomy places the organism in Eukaryota, Fungi, Ascomycota, Sordariomycetes, Hypocreales, Hypocreaceae. Gene Ontology annotation, molecular function: aldehyde dehydrogenase (NAD+) activity. The record is from RefSeq and is a predicted model, not a curated record.